UAAGCUCCAAGCACCCGACAACUUCUUCAGACUUCCAACGAGAAGACCAGCACCAGGCCAGCUUCUUGACGUUCUGUGUGUGAGAGAGAAGACAAGAUAUCAGUGUCAUCAUGUCUGGAAACGCCUUCUUCGUUCUUGUCGUGGCCCUGAUGGUCGCAAGUGUCCAGGAAGGUGAAGCCCGUGGUACCUACAGUCUGCAGUACUACCAGCCCGAUGCUGCGCAGUACGUACAGUACGUACCUCAGGCUUACGCCGAGCCGGCCCAACAGGUCCAGUACUACUCAGCCCCGACGUGCUACUGCUAUGGCCACUCCUACCAGUGUGCUGCCCAGGGCGUCUGCGCGAACUGCCAGCACAACACCAUCGGCAACAUGUGCCAGUACUGCAGGCCCGGGUACACCGGCAUGGCCACCCGCGGCACCGCCUACGACUGCCAGCCCUACGUGCAGUACUACUACCAGCCGCAAGCCGCCGCUCUUGAGGCACCGCUGCACGUGAAGCAGGCCGCCGCCUACGUGCAGGCCGCGCCCAUGCACGUGAAGCAGGCUGCAGCUGUGGUCCAGGCGGCACCCAUGCACGUGAAGGAUGCUGCACCUGCUUACGUGGCACCUGCAGCUGCCUACGUGGCACAGUCCUUUAAGCAGCCGGAAUAAGUAAU
Messenger RNA from Branchiostoma belcheri (Belcher's lancelet), 658 nucleotides. RefSeq lists its product as uncharacterized. Bases 111 to 653 code for a protein of 180 amino acids. The transcript has 4 exons. Lineage: Eukaryota; Metazoa; Chordata; Leptocardii; Amphioxiformes; Branchiostomatidae. The record is from RefSeq and is a predicted model, not a curated record.